UUGCCGCCGGGCGCCGAGGCCCGGGCGGGCCGCCAUGCCGCACCGCAGGGGCUCCGCCAGCGCCUACUACUUCUUCGCCCGGGAGCAGCUGCCCGAGCUGCGGCGCCGCGGGCUGCCCGUCAGCUGCGUGGCCGACGCCAUCCCCUACUGCUCGCAGGAGUGGGCGUCACUGAAUGAGGAAGAGAAGAUGAUAUAUAUGGAGAUGGCUCGUAAGUGGAAAGAAAAGAAACACUCUCAGAAGACUGUGAAAGAGGUGUGUAAUCUGGAUCAUCCAGUUCCUGAUUGUCUGACCACAAAGAUGGGCAGUGUUACUUCUCCUCCAGAUGCCUCUGCUAUGUCUUGGAAGAAUGAUCAGGCUGUGAUUGCAAACAUCUUCUACUUCCUGAACAUUUACAGCCAUGGCAAGAUGCCAUCCCACUGUGAACAGCGCUUCCUUCCUUGUGAGAUUGGAUGUGUCAAGUACUCCCUACAGGAUGGCAUAAUGGAUCAUUUCCAUCACUUCAUAGAUCCAGAAGUACCACCACGUGGUUUUCGGUACCACUGCCAGGCUGCUAGUGAUGCCACUCAUAAGAUCCCUAUCUCUGGAUUUAAUCUUUCACGUACUGGUUAUGCAGUCGUCUUACGGGAACUCCUUGAGUUUAUCCGGCCAGCCAGUGGUGGUCGGCCUUGCUUCUACUGCAGGUCUAACGACAGAUUCCAAAUUAGCUGGUGUCUCAAUCGAAUGGCUAGUGUAACAGGCAUUGAGAGCCAUCCAGAGGUUCUUGCUGUAGAAGACCUGGUAAUAGAACUAUACCGGAAGAAAUACCAAAAGGAGCCAUCCAAGACUUGGGUGUCUAGAGAAAUGGAUGUCUUCCUGUGGGAUUUCUCCAGUAAUACCAGGUGCAAGUGGCAUGAAGAAAAUGACAUAGUCUGCUGUGCCCUGGCAUCCUGUAAGAAAAUAGCUUACUGCAUCAGUAAAUCUUUAGCUAAUGUGUAUGGAGUCUCACUGACAGCAGCUCACCUGCCUCUUCAAGACUCUGAUUAUGGUGAAAGCACAAAUACCAAGAUGGUGAUACUGGAUGCUAGACGUUUUCAGAAAGUGGAGGCUGGGGAUUCUGGAUGUGUCAGACGUUUUGCUUCUCCAAGUCAGGAUCAAGAAUUCGUCCCUUCCAAUUGUGAUUCUCCACGUGGUGUGAAGACUUCCCUUUCUGGAACAAGUAUCAUGCGAGGAAGAGGAAUUAUUCGAUUGCUGAGAAGUGCAUCGGAUCUGUCCAAGUCUUUCAGCAACUGAAAAUCUUGUUUACAUCCAGGACAGCUGUAAAUUCUGAUUUUCCUUGUUUCUCUAAGAUAACCAGCAGUUUCUCUGAGUUGUUUUUCAUCUUGUGUGCAACCCUUGACAGUUGGAAGUUCUUGUUAGAAAGAUAAAACUAUUAACUGGAUUUAAAGAAGACAAAAAUCUCAUCUGUUAUCUACAGGAGACUUACUUUGAAGAGAUUUUACAGUUGCGUCUUCUCUUUAAAAAUACAUGCCAUACUAGUUCUGUUUCUUAAUGGAUGGAGUGCAAAUUCAAGAUCAAUUAGUCAAUAUUAGAAUAUUGGAUUAGAAUAAUUAUUUAGUGGCCAAUGUGACUUUAAACAAGGGAUUUAUUUCUUCUUUAAUAACCUUCUUCCCCUCUUCUGCGUGUGGAAAAGAGAAUUUCAGUGCUUAACGGUCCCUUUCAAAAAAAUGAUGGGGAGGAGCAUUGGAGGUAUCAAGGGCUGCACUAGGGGAAUUUAAGGUGUAAUAGUCUCAAAGGUGUGCUCUUCAUCUGUCAUUUCCAGCCAUGAAGAAUUUGAGUGGUCAUUUGAGGCUGAAAAGCAGACAUUCAAUGUCUUGGAAGAAAUAUGAUGGCAAAUUUGUCAAUCUAUUAAUGUUCUUUUAGAGAGACAGACUAUAUACAUCAGGAACAAGUACAACAUAGAUACAAGUUUUUCCUUUGCAUCAGUUUUCUGUUUAAAUAAUGCACGUCCCUCAAACUGAAGUGCAGGUGUUAUAGGGUUAUUUGGUUUUUUUAAAAGGAAUAUAAAAUUCUAACUGAUGUAUUAAUAUUCAGAUAUAAUUUCACAAAUUUUGUUACACUGGGUAGAUACCAGUCAUAAUCAUUUGAGGGCACUUAAAAACUGGGAGACUCUGGUGUUUCUCUAGGAAGUUAGCUUUUCCGUUUUAUGGAGGUACAAGUCUUGGACUUGUCCCAGAAAGUUACUUGUUGUCUGAGCCCAUCCUUUGUCCACAUGUCUUUAAGCAACUGAUUCUCAGAAAUAAGAGCUUAUUUUUUUUUUUGAGUUGUUUCUGCAUUUUGUUCCAACUGAGGUACAGUUGUGAAGUACUAUUUCCAUAGCAACUAAGUGUGAGAAGAUACUGAUUUCAUUCCAUGUAGGAAUUUAAACUCAAAAAUAGGUAGUCCAUGCUUUUGGAUAAUAGGAAAAAAAUUAAAAAGCCAAAACAAAUGAACUUGACUAAGCAAAACCCAAAACCCAACCAAAAUAAGAGGUCAGCACAUUUAUUAAUAAAUUCAAGUUGCCGGUUUAGCUGGAAACCUGUUAUGGUUGCUUUGUGGCCCCUUGAGGCCCUUCUUCCAGUAUUGCAGGAUGACAGAACCAUUUUGAUGCCUCUUAUGUAACAGUUUGCUGAUAUCACGGAUUAUUUUUUUAUUAGUCUGUAUUUGCUUCCUGUGAGGCUGUUGUUCUACCUGCUACUUUUCACCAGAUAAGGGACAAUAAAUCUCUGAGAUUGACUAAUGAAGCAUCUGGGAUGUUGUAACAGUGUUAAGAGUGUCUAGUUAUAGUGGUAAAGGCUUCUCUGCAUUGGAAUAGAGUUGAGUUGUACAUUUCUUAACUGACAUCCAUUGCUGCCUUGACAUUUCAAAACAUACGGAACUGUAAUAUUUGAAUUAUUUUCAGAGGUCGGUGUUGCAAUAAAAGUUUCAUGGUUCA
Molecule: messenger RNA, 2951 nt
Organism: Apus apus (common swift)
Lineage: Eukaryota; Metazoa; Chordata; Aves; Apodiformes; Apodidae
Gene: MAEL
Product: maelstrom spermatogenic transposon silencer
Exons: 12
Coding region: 35-1270 (411 amino acids)
Biological process (GO): male meiotic nuclear division; spermatogenesis; piRNA processing
Cellular component (GO): nucleus; P granule
Molecular function (GO): sequence-specific DNA binding
Source: RefSeq, a predicted model, not a curated record